AUGCGAAGAUUUAAUUGGGUUCUGCGGAAUUUACAGGCGCGAAGAACAUUUGAUUCUUCGUUCGGAUUGCGACCAGGGUCUCAGAAUCCGUUGUUCGAGCGUUACAUUCACGCUACAGGAACAUCCUUCUCCAGUGCUCGUAACUACUAUGAUGUUCUCGGUGUUUCUCCAAAAGCUUCGCGGGAGGAGAUUAAAAAGUCAUUCCAUCAGCUUGCAAAGAAAUUCCACCCUGAUACAAAUAGAAAUAAUCCUUCAGCCAAAAAGAAAUUCCAGGAAAUAAGAGAGGCCUAUGAGACUCUUGGAAAUUCUGAAAGAAGAGAAGAAUAUGAUAAGCUGCGCUAUCGGAAUUCAGAUGAUGUAAAUAACGACGGUGGUGAUGCAGAGAGGUUUAGACGUGCCUAUCAGUCCACUUUCUCGGAUUCGUUCCAUAAGAUUUUUUCUGAGAUAUUUGAGAAUGAAACUAAUCAGUCUUCACCUGAUAUUCGGGUGGAACUGUCGCUUUCUUUUUACGAAGCCGCAAAAGGGUGCACAAAGCGUUUGAAUUUUGAUGCAUAUGUCUUUUGUGAUUCGUGUGAUGGGCUUGGCCACACUCUGGAUGCUGCCACGAGAGUUUGUCCAACAUGCAGGGGCGCUGGACGAGUAACUAUUCCUCCUUUUACAGCAACAUGCCAGACAUGCAAGGGGUCGGGACACAUUGUUAAGGAGAACUGCAUGUCUUGUAGAGGAUCCGGUGUCGUGGAAGCCACAAAGACGGUUGAAGUUGUGAUCCCUGGGGGGGUGGAGUCUGAAGCUACGGUCGUAAUCGAAGGUGCUGGUCAUGUAAGAUCAAGAAGAAGCCAACCUGGGAACUUGUAUAUCAAAUUUAAGGUUGCUAAUGAUUCGACUUUCUCUAGGGAUGGCUCAGAUAUUUAUGUGGAUGCUAAUAUUAGCUUUACACAAGCCAUUUUGGGAGGCAAAGUUGUGGUGCCAACACUAUCAGGCAAGAUAGAGCUAGAUAUACCAAAGGGCGUUCAGCCUGGCCAACUUCGUGUUUUAAGAGGCAAAGGACUACCGAAAGAAGGAUUUUUUGUAGAUCAUGGAGAUCAGUAUGUGCGAUUCCGUGUAAAGAUUCCUACUGAAGUUAGCGGACGUCAGCGCGCUAUACUGGAAGAGUUUGCAAAGGAAGAAAUCAACAGUGAAUUGAGUGAUUCUGCUGACGGAAGCUGGUGGAAUUGGACUGGUCCUCAGUUGGUACGCGAUUUCUCGAUAAUGGUGCUGCUGGCGAUAUUGUUGAACAAGUUAAUGGGAUGA
Molecule: messenger RNA, 1290 nt
Organism: Microthlaspi erraticum
Lineage: Eukaryota; Viridiplantae; Streptophyta; Magnoliopsida; Brassicales; Brassicaceae
Source: the annotation of a GenBank genome assembly